Molecule: messenger RNA, 5717 nt
Organism: Spirodela intermedia
Lineage: Eukaryota; Viridiplantae; Streptophyta; Magnoliopsida; Alismatales; Araceae
Source: the annotation of a GenBank genome assembly
AUGGAUCCCUCGGCAGCCUUCGGCCUCGCCAACACCGGCCUUGCCUACUUUGGUGGUCGUCUCUUCGCCCUCGGAGAGCCGGAUCUCCCCUACGCCGUUCACCUCUCCCCAUCCGGCGAUAUAACCACCAUGGGCCGGUGGGACUUCGGGGGUAAACUCUCCAUGGGCACGACGGCCCAUCCCAAGAAGGACCCCAUCACCGGCGAGGUUUCUGCUUUCCGGUACAGCCCCGUGCCCCCGUUCGUCACCUACUUCCGCAUUGAUGCCGAGGGAAGGAAGCAGCCGGACGUGUUAGAAACUCGCCGGAGAGACGACGGCAGUUAAGACGUCGCCGGCGAGAUCAACUCACGAGUCACAGGAAAACACAGGAGGAACAAGGAAGACUUUCUCUAAUUCUUUAAAAAAGCUCUUACAGUCCUAUUAAAUAAGAAAAUAAAGGGUAAAGAAAUAACCGUAAGAAAUAAUUAACUGGCUAGUAACGCACAUCAUGCAGAAAAUUUCGUAUUAUCGCACAACGUGCUCUGAUCGUGUACACGUCAGAGCACUUCUCGCAUAACCGUACUAUGCCGUUAUGCGAACAUGGAGGGCCACGUGCAAGGCUCUCAUUCACAAUCUCCUCUUGAGUCUUGCUGUGCUCACCACGAACAUCAACGAGGCCAAUCUUGACGCAAAACUCAUGAAACUUGACUUUUCCGAGUGACUUCAUCAGAAUGUCUCCUAACUGUUCUUCACUCCUGAUGAACUCCACAUUGAUCUAGUCUUUUUCUGCGAAUUCCCGGACAAGAUGAUACUUCACUUCAAUGUAUUUGCUAUGUCUAUGAAGAAUCGGGUUCUUGAUCAACCCAAUGGCAAACUUGUUAUCUACCCUUAGCUUCGGCACGCUUGGUGCUAAGCCAUGUACCUCUAUUAGCACCCGAGUGAGCCACACACCCUGGCAGGCAGCAAUGGCGGCCGUAAUGUACUCAACCUCGCAGCUAGAUUGAGCCACCACCUUCUGCUUCAUCGACUGCCAAGUAAUUAGGCUGUUGGCCAAGAAGAAAAUCACUCUAGUCGUACUCUUCCGAGCAUCAACAUCACCAGCGAAGUCACUAUUGCUGAACCUUGUCAGCUAGACCUGCUCCUCCUUUCUUUUAUACCUGAGACCCCAGCUCUUGGUUCCCGCCACAUAGUAGAGAAUUUGCUUCACAACGGCCAAGUAAUCCUUACGUGGCUCCUCCAGAAAACGACUCACAUAGCCAACAACAAAUGGCAAGUUUGGACGAGUAUUGACCAGGUACCUAAGACUCCCCACGAUGCUUCUGUAUGCUGUUGCAUCCACCAGCGGCUCCGUGCUCCUCUUGCUCAAUUUCAGACACGUUGCCAUUGGUACUUGACAAGGAUUGCACCCUGCCAUGCCCCUCCUCUCCAGAAUCUUGGCGGCGUAGGCUCCUUCGCUAAUCGAGGUGCCCCCCACGCUCUACCUGACUCCAAUGCCGAGAUAGUAGCGAAGCAAGCCGAGGUCGCUCAUCCUGAAUGCGUCAGCCAUCUCCUUUUUGAACUACUUGAUGUCGUCGCAGCUGGUGCCGAUGAUCACCAGGUCGUUGACGUACACCCCGACCACUAGCUGCGCCUCCCCGUUCUACCUGGUGUAGAUGGCGUGCUCUGAGGGACUCCUGAAUCUGAACGACAAUAGCGUGUCAUCCAGCUUCGCGUUCCAGGCCCUAGGCAUCUGAUGCAAGCUGUAGAGUGUCUUCUUCAGCUUGAACACCUUGUGAUCGUUGCCCAUGCUGAUGAAACCGGCCGGCUGCUCCACGUACACCUCCUCCUUGAGAUCACCAUUCAAGAACGCCGACUUGACAUCCAUGUGGUGCACCUCCCACCACUCGUGUGCCGCGAGAGCGAUGAGAAGGCGCACCGUGUCCAACCGCGCCACAGGUGUGAAUACCUCGUCGUAGUCGAUCCCCUAGCGUUGCGCAUAGCCCUUCACCACUAGAUGCGCCUUGUACUUCGCCACAACUCCGUUUUCAUCCCGCUUCACCUUGUACACCUACUUCAACCCGAUCGCCCGGCGACCAUAUGAGAGGUCAACCAGGGACCAAGUGCGGUUCUCCUCGAUCGACACCAUCUCCUCCUCCAUAGCCUUCCUCCAGCUCGGGUGGCCGUCUGCUUCAGCAAAAGAGAUCGACUCAUCAGAACUUACAGCGUGCAGCUCCUCUGCAAUUAACGCCCGCGACGUAAGACCACACGGUGAGGCCAGCCCAACGAUGUCGUCGAUCUUGCGGAACCGGAGUGGCGCAUCAUCGUGAUUAACAUCCAGGUGGUCAAUGUGGACACUGGGUGGAGUGGCGAACUCCACCUCCUCUCCUCCAUCUUCAAUCGGCACCGCUCCCCCACUGGAGUGCACGGAUGGCGGCGACAUCGGCUCCGGUCCCGGCGCAUCAUCAUCAAGUACCUCGAUGGCGCCAUCGAGCUCCGGAGGUACCUGGUUCCCGACGGCAUACUCCAAUGUGAACAUGUCGUCGUGGCUGCCCGCAUCCCCUUACUCCGCGCCGCUGCCCCAGUCCCACUGGGCAUUUUCAUCGAACACCACGUCCCGUGUCACAUGGACACGCCUCGUGGUGGGAUCGUAGGCACGGUAGGCCUUUGAUCCGCACUCGUAGCCAAUGAAGAUCAUCUUGCGGCCGCGGUCCUCCAGCUUCUUGAGAUGCGGUAUCGUGUUCAGGACGUAGGCGAUGCAUCCGAACACCUUCAGAUGGUGCACCGCCGGCUUCUUCCCGUGCCAUACCUCGAAAGGCGUCAUGCCGUCCACUCUCUUCGUCGGACACCGGUUCAGGAUGUAUACAGCAGUUGCCACUGCCUCACCCCAAAACCAGCCCGGCAGCCCCUUUGCCUUGAGCAUGCUCCUCGCGGUUGCUACCACCGUGCCGUUCCUGCGCUCGACGAUGCCAUUCUGCUGCGGGCUGUACGGCGCCGUGUGGCGUUUCCGGCGCAAUCGGACCACAGAGGUCGCUGUGCACCAGCUCCAGAACACGCCGCGCCCGGUACUCUCCCUGCUUGGGGAACGGCGACCGUUUCUGCUUGCCAGCGAGACACGCCUCACACACCUGGUCCACCUGACCAACUGCCGGCAACCCGCGCACCAGCUCCUCUCGAGCCAUCUUCCGCAGCGCGGUCAUGUUGACAUGGCCGAGGCGCGCGUGCCAUUUCCAAGCUUCUUCGACUCCCCGCGCCUCCAGGCACACCGGCCCAACCAGUUUGGCGUGGAGAAUGUACAGCCGGUUCUCUCCGCGCAUCACCUUCGCCAGGAGCCGUCCGCCUGGCUCAUGGACCUUCAUCGCCCCCUUCUCGAUGUCGAUAUGGUACCUGGCCUCAUCGAGUUGGCCGACGCUGACGAUGUUCGUCGUCAGUCGGGGAAUGUAAUACACCCCCGCGAAGGACCGGUGCUCGCCGUUCUUGCACAGGAACACGAUUGCCCCCCGGCCUUCGAUCCGCGCCACCGAGUCGUCGCCGAACCGCACCGUCCCAAGUACCGCCGUGUCCAGCUCGGUGAAAGCCGUACGGGAACCCGACAUGUGGAUCUGGGUCUAGGCGCCUGGCUUCCUCUUCUUUGGCGGCCCCUCCAUUGACGGGGACCCCUUUUGCUACCGGCGGCGGUGGGCUUGCACGCCGGAGCCGAUCCUCUGCCUGCGGAGUCGCAGCAAAACGUGGUGGAGUGGAGGUUGGUGGCGGCGCCGUCGAUAUGGCCGUCGUUGACUUCACGAGAAGGAGCGAGGCCGCCUCCUCAUCCUGGACGAGGUGGGCCUGCUCUUUCUUGGGCUUGGAGCGGCACUCGCGGGCCCAGUGGCCCAGCUUCCCGCAUCUCCUGCACUCAUCACCGCUGGGCCGGCCUGAGUUGCCCGUCAGGCCGCCUGAUGACGAGCCCUUGUCGCUGCCACGGCCGCGCCCGCGCCCGCGCCCGCGCCCAUGUCCGCCACGGUGCGUCACGCUGCUGCUACCUCCACCACCAGUUUUCUCAGCAUCACGCUUCCUCCGCCGUGCGUCCCACUCUUCCUCGGUCAGGUACAGCUUGCCGUCGUGGUGCAUAGCCGACAGCGGUUUCUCGAAGGCAUCCUCCGCCGCCUUGAGCCGACCCGUCAAAUCCGCGACGGUGAGCGUCGACACGUCGAGCAGCAUCGUGAUCGCGACCACGAUCUGCCUGAAACGCUGGGGAACACUGCGGAUUAUCUUCUCUACGCGGUCAUCGCCGAUCCGCAUGGUGGCGAUAGCCUCCCAGGCCUCCUUGGCCGUCUCCUUGUUCGCGAUCACCGGCCACAUUUCCGGCGGCACGGCGCUGCAGAGCGCGUCGAGCGCCUGCAUGUCUUCAUGGGGUUCGACGCCCCCUUUCUCAAUGGCGGUCCAGAGCAACCGGGCUCUGAGCUUGACCUUCAUGAGCAGCGCCCAGUCGGAGUAGUUGGUCUUGGUGAGCAUUGGGAACCCGGUCCCGGUGCUCACCUCACGAAUCACCCUCUGGACCACGCCGUCCUUUCCUCCUGCCAUAGCGCGUCUCGAUUGCGCGUUCUCGAUUCCAACGGCUGUACCUUGCCGCGAUCGAGUCCCUGCCCGCAACCUGUGAGCUCUGAUACCACUUGUCAGAAACUCGCCGGAGAGACGACGGCAGUUAAGACGUCGCCGGUGAGAUCACCUCACGAGUCGAGUCACAGGAAAACACAGGAGGAACAAGGAACAAGGAACAAGGGAAAGAAAUAACCGUAAGAAAUAACUAACGGGCUAGUAACGCGCAUCAUGCAGAAAAUUCCGCAUUACCGCACAACGUGCUCUGACGUGUACACGUCAGAGCGCUUCUCGCAUAACACGCAUUACCGCAUAACGUAUGCCGUUAUGCGAACAUGGGGGGCCACGUGCAAGGCUCUCGUUCACAGGACGUGCCCUUGUUCUCCGUCAGCCAGCCCUCCUUCCUGCACGACUUCGCCAUCACCGAGAAUUACGCCAUCUUCUGCGAUAUCCAGAUCGUAAUUCAGCCGUUGCAGAUGGUGUUCGGCGGUGGCUUUCCCUUCGGUACCGAUGCCGGGAAGGUGUCCAGAGUCGGUAUAUUACCGCGGUACGCUGAGUCCGAUAGAGACAUCAGGUGGUUUGACGUGCCCGGAUUCAACCCGGUGCACACCAUCAACGAGUGGGAGGAGGACGGCGGCGCCACCGUGGUGCUGGUGGCACCUAACGUACUGUCCUUGGAGCACGUUCUGGACAAGAUGGAGCUUGCCGUCAGCUGCGUGGAGAUGGUAAGGAUUGACCUCAAGAGCGGGGUCGUGUCUCGAACCCCGCUCUCCUCAGGGAACCUCGACUUCGGUGUGAUCAACCCUCGCUACCUGGGGCGCCGCCAUCGCUAUGCCUACCUCGGCUUGUGGGACCCGCAGCCGAUGGUGGCUGGGGUGGUGAAGAUUGACAUGGAGAAGAAGGGCGGCGACUGCGUGGCUGCCUCUCGAAUGUACGAUCCCGGGAGGUUCGGCGGCGAGCUCAUCUUCGUGCCGGCGCCGGACGAAGGCGAGGGGAAAGACGACGGGUACCUGGUGACGUUCCUGCACGACGAGAACACCCGGAAGUGGAGCUUCCUCGUGAUGGAUGCGAGGUCGCCGGACCUGGAGGUAGUCGCCGAGGUGUCCCUGCCCCGGCGGGUCCCGUAUAGCUUCCACGGACUAUUCGUCACGGCGGAAGAUCUCCGCGCACAGAGGGGGAAAUCCUAG